CCAUCCACAACAUCACCUCAAUUCUAUACAAUCACAUCAAAUACUUCAUCAAUCAUGUCGACUGUUCACGUCCAAAACAUCUCUGCUCAGACCUCUGAGAAGGAGGUCCGCGACUUCUUCUCCUUCUGCGGCAAGAUCUCCAACAUCUCCGUCACCCCCGAGUCGAACGAGGCCGACAGCGUCAAGUCUGCUUCGGUCACCUUCGAGAAGGAGUCCGCUGCUAAGACUGCCCUCCUCCUCGACAACACUCAGCUUGGUGCUAACCAGGUUCACGUUGCCGCUACUGCCUCUCUCGACGAGCUUUCCGGCGGCAAGCUCUCUGCUGCCGACAACGACACUUCAGACAAGGACAACCUCUCUCAAGAGGACAAGCCCCGCUCUCGCAUCGUUGCAGAGUACCUUGCUCACGGCUACACCAUCAGCGACAAGGCCAUCGAGCGCGCUCUUGCUCUCGACCAGCAGCACGGUGUCAGCGCUCGCUUCACCUCCACUCUUCAGCAGUUCGAUGCCAAGUACCAGGCUACCGCAAAGGCUCAGGGUAUCGACCAGAAGCUUGGUGUCACCGACAAGGGCGCUGCUGCCUGGUCCGGCCUGAACUCAUACUUCGAGAAGGCUCUCGGUACCCCUACCGGUCAGCGUCUCAGAGGCUUCUACAACCAGGGCAGCAAGCAGGUUCUUGAUGUCCACAACGAGGCCCGUCACCUCGCCAACCUGAAGACUGGCAAGAACGACGUCCACUCUGUCGGAAACGACAAGACUCAGUGCUCUUGCGCUAGCGAUGCCGGUGCUUGCCCUUGCGCUCCUGGUCAUUGUGCCUGCUCCGGAUGUGCCAAGAACUCCGACAAGUCCACUGGCGCUACUGCCGAAUCCGCCAACAUGAAGGUCGUCUCCGAGGAGCCCAGAAAGACCAAGUGCAACUGUGGUGGUGCUGAGGGCUCUUGCCCCUGCCCUGCCGGCCAGUGCACUUGCAAUGGCUGUGCCAAGGCCUCGUAAAGGCUAAGGUCAUGAUGGAUUCGCUACAGAAGAAAAAAAUUGGCUUGGAUGGCACAGGUGUUUACUUGCUUGCUCUUUUUGGUGGUAAUUGAUACCAGCACGUAUUAUCGUGCACUGUCGACGACUUUAUGCUAUGAAUGAAAAUCAGUCUUCAACUAUUA
This is a messenger RNA of Aureobasidium pullulans EXF-150, 1154 nucleotides long. RefSeq lists its product as uncharacterized. Gene Ontology annotation, molecular function: RNA binding. Bases 55 to 993 code for a protein of 312 amino acids. The transcript has 3 exons. NCBI's taxonomy places the organism in Eukaryota, Fungi, Ascomycota, Dothideomycetes, Dothideales, Saccotheciaceae. The record is from RefSeq and is a predicted model, not a curated record.